Salvelinus sp. IW2-2015 is the source of this 1904-nucleotide messenger RNA. NCBI's taxonomy places the organism in Eukaryota, Metazoa, Chordata, Actinopteri, Salmoniformes, Salmonidae. The record is from RefSeq and is a predicted model, not a curated record.
GAGAGGGAGAGGCAGAAGGGUGUGUACACACAUGCACCACCCUCUUCCCCAUUCUGCCUGUCACAAGGCUCAGAAACCCUCUCUCAAACAGAAAAUAAAAAAGUUGGGCAAAGUCUGUCUCAGCUCCAAUAGCUACCAGACACCCACUUCCUUUAGAGGACCGGACUCUCCCUCUCUCUCUCUUUAUCUCUCUCUCACACACACUCACUCACUCACUCACACACACACACACACACACACAUACACCCCCCCACACUCACUCCUGACAGAGAAGAUAGGACAACUGGAGAGACCAUACACACUUCCUACUCAUCCAGUAACUCACCCAGCCAUCGUCAGACGCUAAGACCAAGAUGUGGACUCUGCUCUUGGGGGUUACUUUUGGAUUACUGGCCUCCUCCAGGUUGGAACCGGCUCAAGCUAUAGCAAAGUCCCGUAGCUGCAGCCAUGCUGGAGUGUUCCACGUGGAGGGAGAAGCUCGCUACUCGUUGACCUUUGGUCUGGCCAAAAAACUGUGUGAGAGCCUGGGCGGCACCAUCGCCAGCAAGGAACAGGUCACCGAGGCCCACGCCCAAGGCCUAGAGACCUGUAGAUAUGGUUGGAUCAGCAAUGGAAGUACCACCAUCCUCAGACAGAAGGCCCAUGUUAACUGUGCCAACAACAUGACAGGAGUCUUCUUCCACCAUGACACUCCGGACCAACCCUUUGAUGCCUUCUGUUUCAAUGCAUCAGAUUUGUCUAUGAAGAACUGUGAUUUGGCAAUCAAUCCUGAUUCAACAGGACCAGAGAGUGUUCAGGUGACAGAUGGAGACCUUGCUUCUGAUGCUGCAGGUGAAGCCACAGAGCAGCCUAAGACAGAGGAGGUCCCAGAGGAGAAGACAGACAUCCAGACAUAUGCCCCAGCAGUGGUGGAGGACCAGGACCAGGUACAGCCAGAGGCCACAGAGGGAACCCCAGAGGACAGAGCCCAGCCUGAGGACAGAGCCAGCACAGAGCCUGACACAGUGGACACCACCUAUGCACCUGAGAAACAGGGAGCCGAGAGCCCCACUGAGUUAGUUGAGGAAGUGGACCCGACCCAACCUGCAUCCACUGAGGCUAGCCCAGAGGAACCAACAUCAGGAACUGAGGGUGGGGCCUCAGAGGGGGCAGCCACAGAGAGCCCUGACGGGGCGGAAGAGCAGACUGAGGGGGAUGAGACCCAGUCAGCCGGCCACAAUGGGGUGCUGGCCACUGAGAUGGAGGACACCACCGGGUCUGGGAUGCUACCGACUGGCGCUGAGGAGGGGGCCUCUUCUAUUGCACCACCUGUUGGACAGCCAGGAGAACCACAGGGCUCAGCCAGCGAGGAGGAUGUGCAGGAGAUAGUGCCAGAGCAGAAGGAAGGGGCAGAGGUCCCAGAUCAGCCCAUUCCCAGGGGAAGGAUGAAUCCAGGUGAGGGAGUAGCCCCUCCUCCAGCCGGGCACGAGAAUAGUAGCACACCCGAUUGGCUGAUUAUUGUGGGAGUGGUUGUGGCAGUGGGCGCUCUUCUCCUCGUGUGUGCUGCUGUGGCCAAGCGGAAGAGGUAGGUCUCAUUUCACCAAUUGGAAUUCUGAUCGAAAAUGAACUGUGUUCACUGCUUCCUCUCUCUGUCUGUUAGGUGGUGACAGUAUCCUAAUGUGUUCACUGCUUCCUCUCUCUGUCUGUUAGGUGGUGACAGUAUCCUAAUGUGUUCACUGCUUCCUCUCUCUGUCUGUUAGGUGGUGACAGUAUCCUAGUGUGUUCACUGCUUCCUCUCUCUGUCUGUUAGGUGGUGACAGUAUCCUAAUGUGUUCACUGCUUCCUCUCUCUGUCUGUUAGGUGGUGGCAGUAUCCYAAUGUGUUCACUGCUUCCUCUCUCUGUCUGUUAGCUGGUGGCAGUAUCC